AUGGCUGCGGAAGCCAGUCAAGCUGAAAAUGCGACGCCGCCCCUGCCGCAAAUCACUGUAAUCGGGUCGCUCAACAUGGACCUCACAUCCUACGUCAGCCGCGUACCACGCGCCGGAGAGACAAUUAUGGGCGACCACUUCUCUACGGGCACGGGUGGCAAAGGCGCCAACCAGGCGGUCGCCUGCUCGAAGCUAGCCCACGUCAGUCCCGGCCACGCGCCGCUCGAACGUGGGCCCCUCGCGAAGGUUAAGAUGGUUGGCGCUGUGGGAGGUGACUUUUUUGGACAGGAGCUCAUAUCGGCGCUGGAGUCGCAGAGCGUCGACUGCUCGAAUGUCAAGCGGAUCGAGGGCGAAAGCACCGGUGUCGCUAUGAUCAUGGUCGAGAGCUCGGGCGAGAAUCGCAUCAUUGUGACUUUGAAUGCGAACAAGAAACUUGCACCGGCGGAUAUUGGCGACACGAUUCCCGGCGAUAAGCCGGAUUUGGUCAUAUUGCAACUGGAGCUCGACCUCAAGACCGUACUACAUACCAUUUCUGUUGCCAAGAAGCAAGGAGUUCCUAUUCUACUCAACCCUUCGCCCGUGAGGAAACUCCCCGAGGACGUCUACCAGGGGCUAGAUCACUUAAUCGUCAACGAAAUGGAGUGUCGCAUGCUCCUGGGACAUGCGAACCCUGCACGGGAGCUUACACAGGAGGACAUGAGGAAAGCCGGAUUCUCCUUCGUCAAGAAGGGCGUCAAAAAUGUCGUCAUCACGCUAGGACCCCGAGGAGCCUUCUACUUCAACCACCAGCAUGAAUUCGGCUUCGUACCCGCCCAGUUCCACGGAGACGUCGUCGAUACGACAGGGGCGGGGGACACAUUCACGGGCGCGUACGCCCUCGGCGUCGUCCGGAACAAAGAAAACUUCAACAUCGCCUUCGCCCUCGAGGACGGAGCACACGCGGCUGCCUGGACCGUCACGGCCCGCGGCGCGCUUUCUUCGAUCCCGCACCUCGAACGUCUUACGUUACCCAAUCUCCGGUUCGACCAUUCGCGUCGCGAUGAGCUCCUGGCGGCGAUACGGGCGGCGAAGGGGGACUCGAUUGGAAUAUCCAAGGAGGACGCGGCCAUGUCGGUGGAUAAGGACUCGGGGGAUUCGCCUUCGAAUUGGGCCCUUAGUGAGGAUGACCUCGAUCCUGUACCUGAAAAGAGACCUAGUGAGAACGGGGAUGGAGACGAGAGGCCGGCAAAGAGGCAUUGUGAGGACGGCGCAUAG
This is a messenger RNA of Scedosporium apiospermum, 1254 nucleotides long. Its product is annotated as Ribokinase. The transcript has 2 exons. Gene Ontology annotation, molecular function: ribokinase activity. Gene Ontology annotation, biological process: D-ribose metabolic process. The record is from RefSeq and is a predicted model, not a curated record. Lineage: Eukaryota; Fungi; Ascomycota; Sordariomycetes; Microascales; Microascaceae. Bases 1 to 1254 code for a protein of 417 amino acids.